Messenger RNA from Microplitis mediator, 1507 nucleotides. RefSeq names its product urea transporter 2-like. The transcript is spliced from 9 exons. Bases 261 to 1406 code for a protein of 381 amino acids. Gene Ontology annotation, cellular component: membrane. Gene Ontology annotation, biological process: urea transmembrane transport. Gene Ontology annotation, molecular function: urea transmembrane transporter activity. NCBI's taxonomy places the organism in Eukaryota, Metazoa, Arthropoda, Insecta, Hymenoptera, Braconidae. The record is from RefSeq and is a predicted model, not a curated record.
AAUUGUUUUGUGGACUACAUUGAAAGUGAUAAUACAUAAAUUAUCAAUUGUAAAUUAUUUGAAAAGUUCUACUUACUCUCCUUGCUCUAAAUCAUUACGUAGACAUCAGUCGACUCGUUACAAGUCAACGUGGACAAAUAAAAUUUUUUUUUUAAAGAAAUUUUCAAGUAUGAAUUUUUUUGUUAAAUUAUCAGGAUUGAAUAUUUUUUAAUUCUUUGGUGAUUUUUUGAAUAAUAAAUUUUGAAAAUUCUUUUUAUAAAAUGGAAGAAAAAAAUACUACUGUUGUGUGCAUGGGUGAUUUUUUUUUAUUACGAGAAAAAAUAGUGAAAAAUAAAAAUAAAUCGGUAUUUUGGUUUGCUUUUGGAAUUUUUGAUUCUUUGUUACGAGGAAUCGGUCAAGUAAUCUUUGCCAAUAAUCCACUGAGUGGGUUAUUAAUACUACUAGCACUACUAUUUUCAUCACCGUUGGUCAUAUGUACUGGAUUAUUAACAGGAUUUUUAGGUCUUACUGUAUCUAUGUUAAUACAAGAGCCAUUACAAAACAUCGAAAAUGGUUUGACCGUUUACAAUCCAGUCCUUGUUGGCUGUAUAACGUAUUCAUUAUUUCCAAAUAAUUAUAAUAAUGGACAUUGGGAUUCAUUUUCAAUUCUUUUGACAUUUAUCGCAACUAUUUUAAGUGUUUACUUAACACGUUCAUUAGCGACUGAUAAUGUUCCUUGUGUCACUCUGCCAUUUAAUCUCAUCGAAACAAUUUUAUUCAUUAUUCUAAUUAUACAAGGCGAUGACUCUAAAAUUAAUUUAAUCGAAACAAAUAAUAUAGUAAAUACAACUGACAAUUUUAUAAAUCAAAAUGCUAAGAGCAACGAAAAUUCAACAAACUUGGAUUGGGGAAUGGUAUUGAGGGGAAUGGUAGUAUCGUCAUCACAAGCAUAUGGUGUUGAUAAUGUCCCAGCAGGCUCGAUUAUUUAUUUAGCUUUGGUAAUUUACUCACCAGUUACUGCUAUAUUUUCAUUUACCGGCGCAGUAUUUGGUGCAUUAAUCGCUCUAGGUCUAGGUGUACCUUACAGUGAAAUUUAUUCCGGAUUGUGGGGUUACAAUAGUUUUUUAACAGGAGCUGCAUUCGGAGGAUUAUUUAUAACUUUUAAUCGGCAGACUAUACCAUUAACUAUUGCAUCGAUUACUUUAACCGUAGCUGUGCAAUAUAUUUUACGACAUGUUUUUUCUCAAUUUAAUCUUCCAAUAUUUACGAUACCAUUUGUAAUAACAUUUUUCAUAUUUUUGGGAGUUAGAAAAUCUAAUGGAUUAUUUAUAAAACCGGAGACUGUAACUUUUCCCGAAGAACAGAGGCAGAGAUAUUUGAACAGUCAAGUUCGCGGUUCGAGUCCUGUCCAAAGUAUUUCAGAUUAAAUUAAAAGUGUACUGGCGACAGAUAUCAAAAUAAAUGACGCGCCUUAUCUAGUUAGUAUUCAAAUCCACGACAUCCAUUACUGCAACGGUGCCAUAAUCAG